AUGGAGCCCUCAUCCUCAUUCUCUUUAGUAUCUCAGCUGUGUAGCCUUCUCCAAAACCCAAACUUCCCCGCGCAGCUGACAUCUGCGAUUGAAGCGUCCAAGCGCAGGCUGAGGAAAGAGUUGGAUCUCAAGGAAUCCUCUCAACAGGAGCAAAAUAAUAGUAGCAUUUUUCUUCGUAUUGAGGCUUCGCUUUUUUCCGGUUCACCAUGUGUAUCCCGGGAUAGCUCUUGGAUUUUGGGUUGCGUUGACCUAAACAAUGAGCGUGUUGUACCGUUGACGCAGUUGACUCCAGAUGUCUCAGAGACAAUUCGAGAUCGCACAGCUGCUCCAGAAGUCAUUAGAGAUGACCAUGGCCCACGUCCCCUCAAGAGAAGAAAGACCGUCAGCGGUCUUCGCCUGGCUCCGCAUAACCAGGAGGCUGCCAUUACAGGGACUGAAUCUCAGAUCGACGGCUAUACAACACCAGAUUCAAAUGAGAUAACUGACGAUGCUCAAAAGUCGUCCGUUCGCCAGGUACAUAGUGACACUAGGUUUCCUCAACGCAAAAACCCAAGCAAAGAUACAUCUGCCCCAGUCUUAGAACCAACGUCAACCGACAAACUCAUCGCGGGUAUCUGGAGACAAGUGUUUUCACCUGUCCAGCUGAGCCGAUUCCAUUCAGUCAUAGAGCCCGGCAUAGACAUCAGAACUGGCGUUAGUGGAGAGGUAUUCCGGGCAGUCAAUACCCUAUGCUUGAAAUACUAUAACCAAAGUCAGUCCUCGCGCGCGCUUGAGAUGAUAGUGCAAGCCUACUGGAUUGAAUGUUACGAAGCUCGUAUCGCUGUUCUUCGCUUAGAAAACCCUAACCUGUCGGCUAUGGAAAUCCGUAUGAUGGGCUUGAGGGAGGCAUGUGCGGUUCUCAGCUGGAAAGAAAAGGAUCUGCGGAACCGAAUUGCUAUCUGGCGCGGAUACAAGGAAAUCAAAGACGCCGGUGGCUGGGCCAGUUUGAUAUUUGCAAGCGCCGGUGUAUACCGAUUCUGCAAAUACCGUACUGGUUUUGGAGAGGGGUUCUCCACGCGCCUCCGGCAUAUCCGAUCUAGUCUGGAGGUCGCCGCCGAUACGCUGCAUCCAGACUGGAGGGAUCUUCUCCAAGUGAUUGGACAACAGGAGACACGGCAGUACCAUGGCCACUCACACGAAUGGGUAACAGUAACAGGAAGACCAGCGGUGCCCUUAACUUCAACAUAUGAGCAUCUUCAGCUACCAAGUGGCUUCCACUACCGGUUUAUCGAUGAGUGCGUGCUUGACACUGCUGCUUUUGGCACAGAGGACCCUCGCCGGGUUCCGGAAAUAGAUCCGGGUGUGUGUUUGGUGUGCAAAGAGAGGCAGUCUGAUGAGAUCGAGAAGAAUCAUUGCUCAUGUUUCCCUACACUGUUUGGGGGCGUGCGAAACCCGGUACCAGUACAGCUGUUCCAUACAACCAGCGGGAAGAACAACGGGGUCAUAGCUCGCAGUAACUUCGACCGUGGCAUCGCCAUCGGUGAAUUCACGGGUCUCAUCACUAAAGGCAUCGAGGGCGUCGACGUAAUGCUAGGUGGCACACGCACGAGAACGUACCAGAUCUUCCAAGGGCAGAUGGGCAAUUUCACGCGGUUCAUCAACCACUCCUGUCGUCCAAACAGUCAGUUUCAGCGAUUCUACUGGCGGGGAAAGGAACGCAUAAUUGUCGUUUCGCGAGGAGUGACGGCGGGAAGUGAGAUCACCGUUGAUUAUUCAGAUCAUUAUUGGAAGCAAUUGAACAAGAUUUGUCUUUGUGGGGAGCCAUGCUGUCGAUUUCGGGAGAGAAGAUCAUGA
This is a messenger RNA of Aspergillus bombycis, 1833 nucleotides long. RefSeq names its product SET domain protein. The record is from RefSeq and is a predicted model, not a curated record. NCBI's taxonomy places the organism in Eukaryota, Fungi, Ascomycota, Eurotiomycetes, Eurotiales, Aspergillaceae. Gene Ontology annotation, molecular function: protein binding. The coding region runs from base 1 to 1833 and encodes 610 amino acids. The transcript is spliced from 7 exons.